Messenger RNA from Fusarium musae, 1008 nucleotides. RefSeq lists its product as uncharacterized. The coding region runs from base 1 to 1008 and encodes 335 amino acids. The transcript has 5 exons. The record is from RefSeq and is a predicted model, not a curated record. Lineage: Eukaryota; Fungi; Ascomycota; Sordariomycetes; Hypocreales; Nectriaceae.
AUGGUACCCAGCCUAAUCACACCGCCUCCGAGCCGCUCUGGAGAAGCCACACCACCAAAAGAUGCCUGUCUGUACCCGGUCAAUGGCGCCGAACCCGAGGGUCACUGGAUACGACUUCCAGAAGCGCUGUUCUCGUCAAUUAUGGCAGUGGAACCAGAAGUCAAUCCCUUGUACAAGACAUCGAAAGCUUUAUCAGACGAAUGGCUGAAAACUGCAUUGCGGAUGAACGACAAGACAGCGACCGUCUGGAGUCGGCUUGACAUUGCCUACAUGAGCGCAAUAUGCGCGCCGCAUGCUGAUCUCGAAACACUUAAACUGAUGAAUGACUGGAAUGGAUGGGUCUUUGCAUUCGAUGACCCCUUUGACGAGGGAACAUUUGCCAAUGACCCCAUCAAAGCAGCUGAAGAAGUCAUCUAUACACUCUCGACCCUCGAUAAUAUCCAUCCCGUUGUCUCACCCGACGAGAACCCACUGCGACAUACCCUCCAAUCCUGCUGGAUGCGUUUCAGAGAGCGAUCUAGCCCGAGUCUACAGUACCGAUGGAAGAAGCACCUUACCAUGUACUGUGUCGGCGUGCUGCAACAGGUUGGCGUCCAGCAUAGGGCGACACGGCCUACAAUCGAGGAGUACAUGGACAUGCGCGCUGGUUGCGUAGGAGCUUACCCCUGCAUUGGGCUCAUGGAACAAAACGACUUGUGCUCGUACCGAAAGGAUUUGAUCCAGGGUGAAGAGAGUAACAUCAUCUUCAUCCUGAAGGAUCAGGGCAUGACUGAUCAGCAAGCGGUUGACCAGAUUGGGGAGAUGCUCUAUGACUGCUACCGAAGAUGGCACAUGGCCUUGGCGAAUCUGCCGUUCUGGGGUGAGGGCAUUGACAGGGAUGUCAUAAAGUUUGUCAAUGGAUGCCGAAAUAUCGCACUCGGUAACCUUCACUGGAGUCUAUACACGUUCAGAUAUCUUGGCAACGAUGGUCCAGAAGUAAAGAGGACUCGCAUGAUGAAGCUCCCUUAG